Molecule: messenger RNA, 1242 nt
Organism: Nannizzia gypsea CBS 118893
Lineage: Eukaryota; Fungi; Ascomycota; Eurotiomycetes; Onygenales; Arthrodermataceae
Exons: 3
Coding region: 1-1242 (413 amino acids)
Source: RefSeq, a predicted model, not a curated record
AUGCCCGAGCCAGCGCUCCCGUCGAUGUCCAGCAAACUUCAGACGGCGCCGAAGCGUACCCAGUCAACCAUGAACGGCUCCCAGGCGCUUAACGGAAAAGCAGAGCGCUGGGGAACCUGGUCACAUCCCAAGCGGGCUCGAAAGCCGAUCCCCUCAUUCUCGCCGCAGACUCCGACUCCGAGCCAGCGUGAGCCAGCGUCUUCGGCGCUGAGACGGGUGUUUGAGCCGCCAUCCACGGCCACUCCCAGCUCCAAGCAGCAGCCGCUCAAGGAGUGCCACCAGCACCGCCAGAACCUGUCUGCCUCUGCGCCACGGCCUCGCACUGGCAGAGCACCGAUCCCGCAAUUCCGUACCUAUAGCCACACACAGAGCAGCGCAGCAAAGUCGAAGACUGCUGUGGCCCCGGAGCCAGAUGACGAGGAUGCCCUGGCUAUAGCGCGCAUCCACGCCUGGCUGGACAAGGUCGACGAUGAGCAGAUCGCGGCCGAAGUCGACGCAGAGAAACGAACCAGAGCCCGCCGGGCCUGUGAGGCGCUGCCAGCAGUGCAGCCAGCCAAGAAGGCUGAAGCUGAAGUCGGCCAAACUGCGCCUGGAGUUGGUGAAGCUGAGGUUGAGGUCGAGGUUGAGGCUCAGGUUGAAGUUCCUAAAACGCCAAAGGCCCCCAAGACGCCCACGAGAAACCGCCGCCUGGCCCUGGAAACGGAUGUCCCGCGCGUUGACAGCGGCUGGGGCACCGCAAGCCCAACGAGCAUCGGCGUGGCCUUCAUGACGCCGCGGACGAUUCCUCACAUCGAGGAAGACGAUGCCGUCUGGGAGAUGCUCAGCCCGAACGUGACGCCCUUCCGCAAAGGCAGAGGUCCGAAGCGCACUCGUCGGCGCAGCUACUACGACGAAGACAUCUGGGCCGAGUGCGCACAACUCGCCGCAGGCUCUCGCUCAGCCAGUCCACUAAAAGACAAAUACGCCAUUCAUUACCGAUACUCUGAUACUAUGAUAUUCCGAUACCUGAUUACCUCGAUAUCCUUUACACCUCCUGCUCUGCUUCUUUCUUUUUGUUCUGCAUACCCGUUGUUCGGGUUCCGUUUUAGCAUCAUUUCUUUAUACCAGCACUCCGUUGCACUUUGCAUUUCAUCCAUUUCUCUCCCCAUUCUUUUGGGGCCAUUUCGUUUACUUGUUUGCGUGUUGGCCUCCCUUUUUCUUUUCUUCUACUCGGUUUUUUAUUCCCUUUGCAUUCAAACAUAA